AUGGAUAAAAAUCUUUUAUUGUCUUUCUUUAUAUUUAUAACAGUGGAGUGUUCAAAAAACUUGGGUAAAGUCUGUGAUUUAGUAACGGACGAUUUGUUAAAGCAGUGCUACAUUAGAGAGACUCUAGUAUCGAUAAGCCAUAGUCCUAACCAACUAUCUGUCAAUAAAAAUACCAACACUGUAUACUUCAGUUUUGAUUCCGGACAAGGAGAAUAUAUACCUGCAGCAGUUCAGAUCGAAUCGAAGAAGGUGACUGUACUUAAAGGUGUGAAAGAUGCUUUCGCAGUUACCAACGAUCCAUUGAUAGGUGAAAUGUAUUUCGGUGGCAGCAAUGGUAUUUACAAGUACAAUCCUGCACAGCAAACUCUAAAACGUUUAGCAGUGAAGAAUUUAGAUAUUUGGUGGUUGUUUUUCAAGAAAAUAAUCUAUUUUAUUAGAUUUCCAAGUCUCAAUGCGUAUAGCUAUUAUGACAGAUUAGUGAAGCCGGUAACGCCUCUCAUGAAUGUGACAGUAAAUCAAUUUGUCUUUGAUAACGAUGAUAACAUCUUUUUCAUAAAUGGCACAGGUUUAUUUGGAAUCAAGAAUGGUCAGAGUGAUAUCAUCUUACUCAGAGAAAGCCCUCGCUUCCUCGGAAUGGCUGCUAAUAAUAAAGGACACGUGUAUUUGUGCAGUGAAAAUGAAAUAUUUGUUAUAAGUAAGAUGAUUCAAAAGGUGAAGAAAAUUGUUAACAUCCCCGGUGUUUUGGGAAUGGCUUUUGAUAAAGAUAAUAAUUUAAUAUAUUCAGAUUCACACGAGAUAGUACGACUAUUGCCUAUAUCUAACAGUUACCUUAAACUGUAA
This is a messenger RNA of Papilio machaon (common yellow swallowtail), 840 nucleotides long. Its product is annotated as ommochrome-binding protein. Bases 1 to 840 code for a protein of 279 amino acids. The transcript has a single exon. NCBI's taxonomy places the organism in Eukaryota, Metazoa, Arthropoda, Insecta, Lepidoptera, Papilionidae. The record is from RefSeq and is a predicted model, not a curated record.